UCAACGCCUAAAACGGGAACAAAAUGUUGUUACUCAAAUUCGUAAUUGGGUGUUUGUUGACGCAUGUUUGGGUGUGGCUGGGCCAUGCACAAAACUCCGAAAUGAUCUGGUACAAAUAUGGCGCAGUCACUCGACAACGUCAAGUGACCAUCAUUUCCGCCAAAGUGGGAACCGAGUACAAUAACCAAUCUAGCCAUGAUUCCGAGGCUCAUUUUGUGUACCGCCUUGAUUUGGGCAAUUUCCCCCCUCGCACGGUUCGGAUCCGGGCUGAGGUGCGGCCAAAUAUCUCACCCGAUCAUCCGCUUCGCGUGACCAUCCGCAGCAAUCAAGGCACCACGAAUUGGAAUGUUCCACUUUUGGUGAACAGCGUCAAAAUCAACUACAUGGAACGCACUUUGUGUCUCCUGGAUGAUGUGAUUUCGAGUCCGGAUCGACAAGAAAUUACCGUGGUUGUAUCAACUUCAAGUCGGAACAAGGUGGAUUUCACUUUGAAAUUGUUCGAGGUCGAGGAUUUCACUACAGAUAUGAAUCAAGUGAGUUCGUUGACCGGUGUGGAUACGGCAACACCCGUCUACAGAUUUGUCAAUCUCCAACCGUUCGAGAAAACAGCCUUGCUGAGGGUAAAAGUGACCUCCGAAGACCAAGACGUGUGUGCGUUGAUCUCCAUUCAACCGUAUCUUUGCCCGGUUUUAGACAUGGAACGAACAGUCCGGUUUCGAGGAUCCUAUCAAAGCAUGUUGGAGAUCUCGUCAUUCAUUAUUGAUCCAGACGAGUAUGAACAUGGUGUCUUCAUCGUGUUCAUAAUUCCAGAGACCGAUGAACUGUGCGGAAUUUCCCAAUCCAAAUCCAGUAUCCGAAAGAAAAGUUUCUCGUUCGAAAUAUCCAACCAAAUUUCCGAAAUCAAGAUUGCUUGGGAGGUUAUCCUGUCUGUGGUGCUUUUGGUUGUGCUCUGUGCCGUGGCGAUUAUUGGAAGCUGUCUUUGUUCCGUGUAUGGCGAUCGGAAUAUCCAGAAUAAGAUUAUCAAAAUGAAGAAAUUCCAACGUUUGUAUCAAGGCACUUACAGAGUCACCACAACCGAAUUUCCGGAUGAAUGCGAAAUUACCUCUUCAAAUGAAGCUACAGAUGCUCCCGCUUCGUCUCAAAACAUCAUUAAAGACCAAACAGAUAUCGAGCAAAUUGAGAACGGGAAGAGCAAACCUCGGCCCAAAUACGUGCAUGAGCUGGCCACGACCGCCAAAGAUCGAGAACAACUGAAAUUGUUCAAGCGCAUGUUUCAAAGGUCGGACCUUUACUUGUGGCUGGUUCUCAUGAUGGGGAUAUUCUACACCAUUCCUGCCAUUCAACUCAUGCUCUCCUACCAGGACAAACUACUGACAUCUGGUGAUCAGGACAUUUGCUACUACAACUUCUUGUGCUCAGUUCCUGUCGGAGUGGUGAGAGAUUUCAAUCACAUCUUCUCCAACAUUUGGUACAUGGCCUUGGGGAUCCUCUUCGUUAUUCUUAGUGCUUAUCGAAAGAGUGUCCAUCUGAAGUUUAUAACCGAACUGGCGAAAGUGGAUCCCGCCGAGGUUUCCUCAGAGUAUGGGAUUCCACAACAUUUCGGCAUCCUCUUUGCUAUGGGUUAUGCCAUGGUUUUCGAAGGGAUCCUCAGUGCCUGCUAUCACGUGUGUCCCACCUCAGAAAAUUUCCAAUUCGACACAACGUUCAUGUACGUGAUUGCCACUCUUUCGUUCAUGAAGAUCUACCAAUUUCGUCAUCCUGAUAUCGCUUCUAAUGCCUACAAGGUGUUCUUCGGAUUGGGCCUAAUUAUGUUCUUCGAGGUGAUGGGGAUCUUUUUCGGGACGACGCUAUUCUGGAUUCUGGCCCUUGUGACCUAUUUUGGUUUGAGUUUGGUUUUGACCUCGAUAAUUUACCACUCUGGACGUUGGUCUCUGGAUUGGAAAAUCUUCCCCAAACUAGCGAGAGCGUCCUACAAGGUGAUCAAGCAACGGGAUUUUCACGGAGUUUCAAAAAAGAGAUUGGUUUUAGUGAUCAUACUCAAUUUGAUCAACAUAUUUUUCAUUGUGUACGGAGCCGUGUUUCAGCCCGGGAUUUCCAGCUUUCUCUUGGGCAUUUUCAUUGCUAAUCUUCUCACCUACGCUGUCUACUACAUCGUCAUGAAGGUCUAUCAUAAGGAACGAAUCACUUGGACGACAGUGAUCUACAUUGUCUUAGGGGUCAUUUGUUGGAUCCCUGCUUUGUACUUCUUCGUGUCCAUUAAGGCCAGUUCCGACCUUUCUCCGGCAGAAUCGCGCAACCUUAACGGAGAGUGCAUCGUCUUGGAUUUGUUCGACAACCACGAUCUGUGGCAUAUGUUUUCCGCGGCGGGACUAUUUUUCUGUUUUAUGAUGCUAAUGUCACUCGACGACGGCUUAUUUUACACCCCCAGAGAUCAGAUUCAUAUAUUCUAGCUACGAAUGAAUCUAGUUUGCCCAAUAUCACGUACCUCCAGUGUUGACAACUAGGAUUCUAGUGGCCGUGAACGAGGCAAAGAAGCCCACAAUGCAAGAAACCAAGGGUCCAAGAAUGUACCCGGACAACUCCAUGGCCCAAGGCAUGGCCAGGAGCGAGGUUCCAAUCAUGGUGUUCCAAAUAGCCCCACUGUAAGAGGGAAUGCACAAAAUUACCAUCACGACAUGAUGAUUGAAUAAAUUUUCGCUGUUUUUACAUGGUAA
Messenger RNA from Tigriopus californicus, 2714 nucleotides. Its product is annotated as SID1 transmembrane family member 1-like. Gene Ontology annotation, cellular component: membrane. The record is from RefSeq and is a predicted model, not a curated record. The transcript is spliced from 2 exons. NCBI's taxonomy places the organism in Eukaryota, Metazoa, Arthropoda, Copepoda, Harpacticoida, Harpacticidae. Bases 24 to 2450 code for a protein of 808 amino acids.